UCGCCUCUAACCUUCUUUCGCCUCCCGCCGAAACCCAUCCCUUUGCCGGAAGCCUCUCUCUGAUCAGCUAAGUCUUCUCUCUUCCUCUCCUCUUUUCCUUUCCCUUUCCCUUUCGUUUUCUGCAUUUUCUCUUUCUGCUCAUAGAGCUUAGGGUUCGGGAGCUUUGCCUCCCUCUGACCUUCUCUUCGGUCCAGUCCCGUUCGUGAUCCGUCCAAUCCAAGCCCUAGAUUGAUUCGAUCUUGUGUCGCUCUGAGGUUCUUGUCUAGAUCUCUGUGUCUCGAUUUUGAAUUUGGAAUCGAGAAUCGAAUAUCAGUGAGGGUGGAGAUCAGUAAGGGGUUUUAGAUGUGGGAAUUUCGGGUUCAGUAUUUAUGAAUUUCUCCGUCCUGAUUCGCCGAGUUCGAAUCCUGCAUUCGUUUUCGGUUGUCUUCCUGUACUGGUUCUACGUGUUUUCAUGAGUCAGCCCCUUGAGCGUCGAUCAUAACGUCGCCAAUCUCGAAUUUUUACCAGCUCAGUCGUGUCUCCCUUAUCAACGCUUAGUUAGGCAAUCCAAAGUUUUGUCCUUUCGGUUGAGAUUGUUUGGAAAAAGACCGGAUACAAUGGCUUCACCCCAAAGGCAGGCAAGCUUGGGAUCGGGCUCUGACUCGGGCCCCCAGAAUGUGGCCGUAGGUGACCGGAAGCGGAAGAGGAUGGAGUCGAACCGGGAAUCCGCGCGGCGGUCCCGGAUGAAGAAGCAGAAGCAGUUGGAGGACCUGAUCGGGCAGGUGACCCAGCUGCAGAGCUCGAACAGCGAGCUCACAGCAAAGAUCAGUGCCACCACGCAGAACUACAUGGAGGUCAACUCCAAGAACAAUGUCCUGAGAGCCCAGUUGAUGGAGCUCACCGACCGGCUCCAGUCACUGAACUCGGUGCUUGAGAUCGUGGAGGAGGUGAGCGGACUCCCCAUCGAUAUCCCAGAGAUCCCUGAGCCCCUGAGGCAGCCGUGGCAGGUUCCCUUUCCGAUCCAGCCAAUACUAGCGAAUGUCAAUAUGUUCGAGUGUUGAUGUGACAAUGUUGGUGAUCACCUGUCAGGUGUCCUGCUCCCGGAAGUCGCUCGCUUGUCCUUGUCGUUUAUCGGUUAGCAAAUGUGUCCUGUGGCUUGUGUCUGGUUGUGUUUAGGACUAAUUUUCAGCAGAGUGGUACUGAAUAAGCUUUCAAGUCGGCUCCGAACUCGUACCUCUGGUGCUUUGAAUUUAUCAGAUGUUUUAUUUUCCUUGUAAUUUCUACAAUGAAUGCUGCAUUUCGGGCUGAAUUCGGACUGUUAUUUAAAUUUUUGUUGGGGCA
Molecule: messenger RNA, 1320 nt
Organism: Punica granatum (pomegranate)
Lineage: Eukaryota; Viridiplantae; Streptophyta; Magnoliopsida; Myrtales; Lythraceae
Source: RefSeq, a predicted model, not a curated record